This is a messenger RNA of Fonsecaea erecta, 924 nucleotides long. RefSeq lists its product as hypothetical. Lineage: Eukaryota; Fungi; Ascomycota; Eurotiomycetes; Chaetothyriales; Herpotrichiellaceae. The record is from RefSeq and is a predicted model, not a curated record. Bases 1 to 924 code for a protein of 307 amino acids. Gene Ontology annotation, molecular function: ADP-glucose pyrophosphatase activity; ADP-ribose pyrophosphatase activity. The transcript has a single exon. Gene Ontology annotation, biological process: nucleoside phosphate metabolic process; ribose phosphate metabolic process.
AUGGCGUCGUCAACGGCGAAUACUACGACAUUCACCCUCCCCAACACCACACCAGGCAUUCCCAUAACCCACCCCUCCACACUCACCAAGGACCAGAUCCUCAAUUUCCCCGCCUUCAAGACCUGGCUGAGCACGCUGCAACGGAGCCUGUCACUCCAGCACAGCUCGACGUCUCACCCGUUCCACGAGUCCCCGUACUCGCUGCGGUCCAUCGAGAUCCAGUCCGUCGACUUCUUCUUCGGCCACCGCCUCGGCUUCCUCAAGCUGAAGGCCACCGUGGCCAAUGACAGGGGCGAGUCGCUGCCCGGCUCGGUGUUUAUGCGCGGCGGGAGUGUGGCCAUGCUGAUCAUCCUGACGCCUUCGCCAUCAUCACCCUCAAGGACGACUUCACAGCAGCGGUCUCGAUCAAGAGAAGAAGAAGAAGAAGACGACGACGACGAAGAGUAUGCGAUCCUAACCAUCCAGCCCCGCAUCCCAGCAGGCUCGCUCAACUUCGCAGAACUGCCCGCCGGCAUGAUCGACGACAGCGGCACGUUCGCUGGCGCGGCGGCCAAGGAGAUCCACGAGGAGACGGGCCUCGAGAUCGCGACGGACGAACUCAUCGAUAUGACGCAACUCGCCGCCACCACCCAGGAGAGUGGGAAGUCGCCGUCGCGGGACGAAGAAGAACAACUGCAGGCCGCCAUCUACCCGUCCCCGGGCGGGUCGGACGAGUUCAUCCCCAUCUUCCUGGCGCGCAAGACCCUCCCGCGCGCGCAGAUCGAGGCGUUGAAGGGCAAAUUGACCGGCUUGCGGGAUCACGGCGAGAAAAUCACGCUCCGGAUCGUCCGGAUCCACGAGGUGUGGAAGGUCGCGUGGAGAGAUGGCAAGACGUUGGCGGCCAUGGCGCUCUACCAGGGUUUAAAGGGCGAGGGAAAGCUGUGA